AUAAAGAGCAAUUGUCAGUAAAUCGUCUCGUAAACUUUCCAUCGCGUAAAAUUGCUCCAAAAUAAGCAUCGCCUAACGAAAUAAACCGAAUAAACCUUCUCCCUUCACACUCCAGAACUUUGACAACAUUCACGCGAAAGCAAGGCGAUGCAAACCACCGUCACCUUAACGCGAUAUAGAUUGUGAGAAGAGGAAAUAAGCGCACACCAGCCAGCAUUGCAAGAGGCCUGUCACUUCUUGCAGACGAGAUUGAUGCAAAUUGAUGCAGUUUCACCUUGCAAAGAAAUGGUUCGGUUCUGGCUAAGAGUCCUGACUCCACGAGGACGUCGCAUUUACCUUGUAUUGGCCAGUGGACUCUUCCUCCUGUCGAUAUCCUUAUUAGUUGCGCGAUCGUGGAAGCUGAAGUCAGCUGCGGGAAACUUCCUUUAUCACGAAGAACUACAAAGAACUGCUGAGGAAAUAGGCUCUAGUUUUUACUACGAGCCUCACAAAGAAGCAGAGAGGGUUUUUAGCCACAAGGAAAGCAAAGGAGGACUCACAUGGUUUGUUCAGGUUUCGGACAUCCAUCUGCGCUUGGGUGCUGAGGAAGAGGUGCAACAAUUUCGAGAAUUUGUUGAAGAUGCGGUGACAAUCCUGAAGCCAGCAGCUGUGCUUGUAACAGGUGAUCUGACAAACUCUAAGACUUAUGGGGUGAAGCUGAAGGAGAUACCCCAGGAAUGGGCCAUAUAUAAGCACUCCGUAAGGGACAGACUCAAUGUAAAUGUCUCUACCCUAUGGCUAGAUAUUGCAGGCAAUCAUGAUAAUUUUGAUGAAGUGAAUCAUUCUCACUUCAAGUCACAUGCUGUGCAAGUCUCCUUCGAAAAUACACAGACAGCCAGAAGGAUCAUUGUGACAGACGGCGACGGGAGAAAUAUAACUCUCAUUCCAGUGGAUGCGUCACUCAAGCCAGGCAUCAGGGCCUAUAAUUUCCUGGGUUAUCUUCCCGACCAUGAAUUUAGAGAGCUGCAAAGAGCAGCCAAAG
This is a messenger RNA of Penaeus vannamei (Pacific white shrimp), 1021 nucleotides long. NCBI's taxonomy places the organism in Eukaryota, Metazoa, Arthropoda, Malacostraca, Decapoda, Penaeidae. The record is from RefSeq and is a predicted model, not a curated record.